GGUUCGCGAUGGCUGCGGCUGGUUCCGCUGCCGUGUCAGGGGCCGGGACCCCAGUGGCCGGGCCCACAGGCCGCGACCUCUUUGCCGAGGGGCUCCUGGAGUUCCUGCGACCUGCUGUGCAGCAGCUCGACUCUCACGUGCACGCGGUCAGAGAAAGCCAAGUAGAGCUCCGGGAACAAAUUGACAACUUAGCUACAGAACUGUGCCGGAUCAAUGAGGAUCAGAAGGUGGCCCUGGAUCUGGACCCCUAUGUUAAGAAGCUGCUUAAUGCCAGGCGACGAGUUGUCUUGGUCAACAAUAUUUUACAGAAUGCACAGGAACGACUAAGGCGGUUAAACCACAGUGUGGCCAAGGAAACAGCUCGCAGGAGAGCCAUGCUGGAUGCAGGAGUUUACCCUCCUGGUUCUCCAAGCAAAUAAGCACGGGCCUGCGACCUGAGUAUACAAAUCCAAAAUAUAGCUCCUGGGCAGGUGUGAGAGAGUGCCAUCUGCCAGGAACAACAAAAACUCCACAACAGAAAAGUCACUAGGACGCUGGUAAAAUUAACUACAAAUUACAGGGAAGGUAAAACUCCUUUACAGUCAAUAAAAUACUAAAAUUUCCAGAAAAUGUCAAAGCUUUGGCUAUUUGGCUAGCUGUGCCCCUAACCCCAACCCCCAUAUUUCUCCGCAAUGGGGAGAGGGGAGACUUACGAUGGAGUUCUGGAUCGAGUUUUCGGAGAUUGGGUGGCACUGUUGUAAUGAGAAUUUUCACCGUAGCAUCAGAAGAGCUAAUUUCAAAGCCAGUUUCAUUAGUCAGCAUGGUCAAAACUAAAAGAACAAGAUAAUCAAGAUGUAAAACAUAUUUGUUCUGUUUUGAUUUUUAAAAACAUUGUAUUUCUUUAGAGCAUGUGAGUAAGAACACUCACAUUUCUAUAGAGACCAAAGGACAACCCUUAGGAACCCGUUCUCUCCUACCAUGCAGGUCCCACAGAAUGAAUUAAAAGUCAUCAGGCGUGGUGGCACAUUU
This is a messenger RNA of Grammomys surdaster, 1008 nucleotides long. RefSeq names its product SNAP associated protein (gene Snapin). Bases 9 to 419 code for a protein of 136 amino acids. Gene Ontology annotation, molecular function: SNARE binding. Gene Ontology annotation, cellular component: BLOC-1 complex; BORC complex; synaptic vesicle. The transcript is spliced from 5 exons. Gene Ontology annotation, biological process: lysosome organization; regulation of synaptic vesicle exocytosis; intracellular protein transport. NCBI's taxonomy places the organism in Eukaryota, Metazoa, Chordata, Mammalia, Rodentia, Muridae. The record is from RefSeq and is a predicted model, not a curated record.